GUGCCUGUGUUGAGAAGUCCUAUUUGGAUUUCUACUGGGGCGGUAGUAAAUUCUGCCUUGUGACAGAGUUGGCUCUUUUCCACUCCUUCCCAAUGUUGGCUGGGGAUCCUCCUUACCAGGGUGUGGAGAGACAGGGUUUUGGAGCUGGUCUGCACUAUUGUGGGGUAAAGUCAUGGGUUUGUCGCUCCCUCCAUUCUCUCACUCAAUUCAAUAGGGAGCUGCAGCCUGGCAUUAGCUGGAUUCACACUAUGAGAACUGGCACAUAACUAGUGUCCACCCUGAUAGAGGCUGGGACAGCACAGCCCUUCCAGACUGGUAACAAGAGCUCUGAAUUGCUGGUCAGGCUAGUUGUUGCCUUCUCCUGGGGACAUGUUUUAGAGGCAGUUAGUCAUGGGCCAGUCCCUGCCUGUGACACCAGCUCUUCAAACUCAUGGGAGUCUGAACAUGAAACCAAAUGGUAAACAUGUGGCAACAGAUUGGUUUUGCCUUGGCCAAGGGACUGCCCAGGGCCAGGGCAUUGCUUUGGACACGUCCCUUCACCCACCCACUAUGCCGUUGGAUAGACAUGCUGAAAUUCCUACUACUCUUCACAUUGCCUCCAGGUUGGCAGGAGGCAAUCUGGCUUCUGUGCUUGAAUGAACCCUGAUCUUUGGGCAGAAACUAAUGUGCUGGAGAAAUGUGAGACCCACUCAGUUCAGGCCAGCCAGGGAUAGGGGCAUGGGUGAUUCUCUGCAGUCAUGUCCUUCCCCACGGCUUUUAUCUCUUUUUUUCUUUCUUUUUUUUUCGUGGCUUUCUUCCAAAGGAAGCUUAGUGGUAGUGCAGCCUCUCCUGUUCCAGCCUUCUAGCCUAGUGACAUACCUGAGAUUGGCUCCCCUGUUUCUGCUACUGCAUGAUAGAUGCAGCUAAGUUCCAAGAAGUAGGGCUGUUACUUUGAGAUGCUGUGCAGGUGUAGUGAGGAUGUAGAUAAGUUUGUGCUGGUCCGGGGUUCCCCUCUGACGUCUGGGUGAGAAGCAGCCUUCAAUGAAGAGCUUUCUUUGAAGCUUAUCUCCCCUCCCCCCACUGCCCCUUGCACACACCCACCCAGUUUAAAGGUGGGAUGAGUGGGAAGAUGUUAAAAGCUGGUUGGCUAGGGAGGGCCAGGGUAUGAGAGCACUCUGGGGAUGCUUUAACCUGUUACACUUUAAUGGUCUGGCUGGAAUUCACAUGCUCCGCUUGACUUAAGGAGGGCACUGCCCUUCCCAGCCUGGACCCUUACUUAUUGCUUAAAAUAUUUGUCUAUGGGCCAGAGUACAAGAAGUGUAGGUCAAUGGAAAUUAAAUGAAAAUGGGUUCUAGGAUUCUUCCUGCAGUUUAACAUGGUCCUUUUGUAACAGUGGAAGCAUCUAGCUGUCAGUAAAGGGGUCAGAUGGCCAUGGGAGUGAAGCACCCACCAGGGUAGUGUCACCAAGAAAUGCCCCAUGAGCUCAGCCAUGGGCAAGACCUUAAUUAGAGCUGCACAGGGAGGAGUCUUCCUCCAGGGGCUCAUACAUGCUAAUCCCCCUUCAUCCAUUCCAUGCUUAGCCUGGGCAUGGGACACCAGUGAGCCAGGAGAAAGGGUUGGCUGGCAGAGAGUUGCUGUGAGGGGAGGACCAAGCGAGUGUGGUCCAGCAACAGGAAAGGGGGGCCAUUCAUCCUUAACGGCACAGCAACAUCUUGACUGCACCACUAGAUUGUCCCAUAGGCAUUUCUAUAUCUGAGAAGGCUUGGCUGAGCUUGGCUGUAAGGGUGGGGCAAGAUCCUGCACAAACAGGUCUGCCUGGAAGGAGCCUGGUGCUUGGGCAGGCCAGUGGAAGGGGUGUGGAGGGGAGCAAGUAGCUUGUCAGUGAGUUUGGUUGGGGAGUCAGGUGUGGAACACUGAACGUGGAGGGGAUGGUAGGAUCCCCACCUGUGCCCCUAAAGCAAGCAAUUGCUAAUGGAUGGGAUGUGUUAAGAUCCGUGGGCCAUGGGACGAAGAGUCACUGGCCAGGGCUGCUCCCCUGAGAAGAGGUAGGUGAGCUCCAUGGGGUACUAAAGCAGUAUCAUUAACACUGAGCAGCAGGAGUUUUGCUUUUCCCCUUCACCUGUCCUUAAGGGUGCUCAGUAAUAGUAUGCAGUGCAGGGAUCUUAUCUGAGCAGCUGUGUCCUUUCCCUCCUUUAGUCUUACCUGCAUUUUUGAGUUUUAGCAGGGCUUCCAGCCAGCGCUGGAGUCUGGUUUUGGCAUGGUACGUGAAAUGCCUCCCACACUUGCCUUGGAAACUAGUGCCUGGCAUGGAGUCAGGCAGUGGAAAGGACUCUAUCAUGCCACCUUCAACAUCCCACAGAGCUGGGGAACCAUCUGGCUGGAAAUCCCCACUGGCAGUGAGGGUUGGGGGUUAUUACUGCUGAUGCCUCCUCCCUUGACAACAGGAGCUGGGACUGGGACUGCUGCUUGCCUGUUUAUUACCAGAGGUAAAAAUAGCCCAGCAGCCCAACGCCCCCUCAAACGCAGCUUGAAAUACAUCCCUUUAUGAGAGAGGGCAAUAAAACCACGAGGAGCCAGCCCUUUGUGGGGAUGCCUGUGGCUGGUGAGGAAUGUUGUGAGCCCAACAAUCACAGUGCUACCCUGUUGCUCCAACUCUGCUUUUCUAUUUUGAGGGGUGCUAUUUGCAUGGUCCCUGGGAGAAAGGCCUCCCUUGUAAUUAUCAAUAUACUUAAUGUACAGCCUGAGCUCAUAUUACAGUUGCUUGGUACAUAAUGUUCGGAAAAAUAAAGCUUUCAGCCCCACAAGACAUUCUCAGAUGGUGCUUAGACUGCUUGCAUCAGCAGCUCGUUCUCCUCUGCUCCUGCUUGCUCGGCCCACACUGAGGAGCCAUGUCGAUAGCACACACUGCUGCUGAGUACAUGCUCUCUGAUGCUCUGCUCCCAGAUCCCAGCAGUUCCCGAGCCAAAGGCCUUCGUCUGGAAUUACCAAGUGACCGCAUUGUGAAAUUUGUUGCUGUGGGGCUGCCCCUGUUCCUUGUGUCCUUGGCUUUUGCUCAAGAGUUUUCCACCGGCUCCAAGAUCAGCUGCUUCUCUCCCACCAAUUUCACGGGGAAGCAGUCUGCCUAUGUGGAUACAUCCUGCUGGGAUUCCUUGACCCACCUCGAAUUUGAUGCUGCUGGAAAUGCUAUUGCCAAAUCCCUGUGGACUCUCAAGGCCUUUCCAUAUUCUCUGCUGGUCAUCGCGGUGGUCAUGUACCUGCCAUACCUGCUUUGGCGGUAUGCUGCAGCCCCAGCGCUGAACUGCGACAUGCUCUUCAUCAUCGAUGAGCUGGACAAGUCCUACAACCGCUCCAUCCGCCUGGUGCAGCACAUGGUGAAGGUGCGGGAGGCCAGCCCGGAGCCUGGGCUCUUCUGGGAGGAGUUUGAGAGGGCUCGCAAGGAGAGAUACUUUGAGUUCCCACUGCUGGAGCGGUAUCUGGCCUGCAAGCAGCACUCGCAUCACCUGGUGUGCACGUACCUGCUGCGGAACCUGCUGCUGCUGCUGCUCCUCACUGCCACCUGCCUCUACCUGGGUUUCCUCCACGUCACAGGCGUCUUCCAAGAUGAGUUCAGCUGCUCCAUAAAGACUGGGCUUCUGCAGGAUGAGCCCCACAUCCCUGAUUUGAUCCCCUGCAAGCUGGUGUUCUUCUCUGUCUUCCAGAUCAUUAGCAUCCUGACAGGUGGGGUGUACAUCCUGCUGAUGCCUGUUGUCAUCUACAAUGUCCUGCAGCUGUGCCAGUGGGACAAGCGGCUCCUGUUCAUCUAUGAGAUGCUGCCGGCCUUUGACCUCCUGAGCAGAAAGAUGUUGACCUGUCCCAUCAACGACCUGAACAUCAUUCUCCUCUUCCUCCGAGCUAACAUCUCGGAGAUCAAAUCCUUCAGCCGGUUGAGUGCGGUAUGCACCCUGCGGGAAACCACCUCCAACAAGCAGCACAUUGACACCGUGGUUGACUUUAUGACCCUCUUGGCUGGCCUGGAGAUAUCCAAGCCUAAAUACCAGGCUUGCACAGGAGAGGCUGAUGGAGAUGCACCUCUAACACAGAACGAGGUCUUGGAAAUGAAGUCCACAUUGGAAGCUAAAGGAAAUGCUGGUCCCAAAGCCCUGGCAGCUCUGCCUGAUGGCAGGAGCUAGAUGGAGCCUCAACAGCGGAGGGGAGAUUUCCAUGGAAUGAAGAGAAGUUGUUGUGGCAGCUGAGCAUUAUAACCAGUGAUUAAUCCCCAAGCAGAUGCAAGCCACUGGCCCGUGGCCUGGCACUGAUGAGACACCUCUGUGCUCCCUCAGCAGACAUUACUGUGCCUGAACCUGACAUCUCCUCAGUCUUUGUCUAAGGCAUCUUUCAGCUUCCAUUAAACCUGUUUUA
This is a messenger RNA of Alligator sinensis (Chinese alligator), 4377 nucleotides long. RefSeq names its product pannexin 3 (gene PANX3). Lineage: Eukaryota; Metazoa; Chordata; Crocodylia; Alligatoridae. Gene Ontology annotation, biological process: positive regulation of interleukin-1 production; monoatomic cation transport. The record is from RefSeq and is a predicted model, not a curated record. The transcript has 5 exons. Gene Ontology annotation, molecular function: channel activity. Bases 2868 to 4148 code for a protein of 426 amino acids.